AUGGCCAUAACUAGUCUGCAGAUAGACCUCCUCAUCUGUGAACUGUCCUGCCACCUAGACAAGGACGUCGCUACCAACGAAGCCACCCUCAAGUCGACCCUACACCAGCAGGAUUUCGUCAAGAUUUCGUCCUUCACCCAGUCCUCCAGCCACCACGCAUUCACCACCUCCUGCAACAAACAACUCCGGAAAUUCCAGCGCCUUUCCCAUCGGAAGAUGGGAUCCCCUAUAUCCCGACGGCAAACACCACAAGCGUCCCUCCCAGCCCACCUCCGCAGCCAGAGUGAAUUCCAAAGACACACCGUCGUGAACCUCAGCCAAUGCACCCAGUCAACCACUGAGACAGAUGUCCUGUCCCUAGAUAUGAACUUCACCACCCCACCACGCGCCAUCCCCCUAGCCGACAUCAUCCAAGCCAUGGAACCUGUUACACAGAAGCUCGACAAGACCACAGCCGAUAACAUCCAAGUCAAGAUCCACCAAGCACUCCUACACACCAAACCGGUCAAUCCCAACCUCACCAUACCCGAAGUUGAAGCCCUCCAUGAUCUCUGCAGCGACAAGUCCAUACACAUCAUCACAGGCGACAAGGGCAAUGCCACCGUGGUCAUGGACCGUGCGGCUUACCCCAACAAAGUACAAGACACCCUCACAUCCGGCAUCUACUGCCCCUUACCCAAGGACCGCACUCAAGCCAUCAAGAAACGCAUCGCCAGCCACCUCCUCGCCCUCCACUGCUCCGACUCCAUCCCAGCAGACCUGUACUAUCGCCUCCGCCCGUCGGCAUCUACCUGUCCAAGAUUCUUUGGUCAACCUAAGAUCCACAAGCCGGACAUCCCCCUGCACCCCAUUUUGUCUUCAAGGGGCUCACUGAUGUUCGAGACCACCCGCUUCGUGACCGGCAUCCUCCAGCCCCUGGUCAGCAACACACCACACCAUAUCUCCAAAUCCACCCAGUUUGUUGAGCUCACAAGAAACCUAUCACUCCAGCCAGUCAUGAUUGCCAACCUCAUCCACCUCUGCGUUUCUUCCAGCUACUUCAAGUUCCAAGACAAGUUUUACGAGCAGACAGCUGGGACCUUCAUGGGAUCCCCUAUAUCCCCGGUCCUUGCUAACAUUUCCAUGGAAGAAUUUGAAACAUCGUCUGUCCUCACCAACAACCUCAAAUCCACCAUUUGGCUGCGCUAUGUUGACAACACAUUCGUCAUAUGGCCUGAUGGUCAAGAUCACCUCCAAGAAUUCCUUGACUACCUCAACAAACAAUGCCCCACUAUCAAGUUCACCAUGGAACAAGAACAAAACAGACACCUCUCCUUCUUAGAUGUUCAACUGUCCAGAAACCCAGACGGCACCCUCAUCCACCGUGUCCACCGUAAGCCCACCCAAACCGACCGGUACCUGCACCAGAUAUCUUUCUACCACCCAGCCAUCAAGACCUCAGUCAACUGCACCCUGAUCCGCAGAGCCUACGAGAUCUGCCACCAGAACAACCUACACCAAGAACUCCACCACAUCAAGCCCUCCCCCAGGACAUUACGGUCUCCUAUCUCCGGAGUCCCCCCCAUACCCCGUGGCAUUAUGGUCACCUAUACCCAAAGUCCCCCGAACCCCCACCGCCACAGUAUGCUUUACCGUACCUGGGCCCCACCUCCCACCAACUCCGGAGCAUCCUGCAGUCAGUCAACAUCAAAGAACCUCCCCACCAGACUCCAAGAACACCACUGGCACGGCCAACGAGAAUAUGACAAGUCGGCCGUCAUCAAACAUGCACAUUCCAUGGACCACCACAUCGAACGGGACAAAGCAGAACUUAUCACCCCCAUCCAGAACUGGCUCCUAAGGAGAAUCCGAGAAGCCAUCCAGAUUUUCUGGCACAAUAUUGUACCCAAGACGUUGGUUUCAAGCUCAGCGACAUCUGGUUCCCACUACUAG
Molecule: messenger RNA, 1932 nt
Organism: Acanthaster planci (crown-of-thorns starfish)
Lineage: Eukaryota; Metazoa; Echinodermata; Asteroidea; Valvatida; Acanthasteridae
Source: RefSeq, a predicted model, not a curated record